AUGAAGCGCAAGAAGUGGUCGGAGUUGGAGGAGCAGACCCUUCUGUCCAAAUAUUCCGACCUCCUCAAUUCCGGCACACUCGCGAAGCUCAGGACCCGGGAGAAGAAGUUCCGACCGGUGGCCGAUCACGUUAAUUCCCUGCACCACCUCCGGGACCCGAUCGCCUUUCCCUUCCGGUGGUCCUGGCGGGACGUGUCGAUCAAGGUGCAGAACAUGCGCCACCAGUACCUGGGCGUCAAGCAGAAGAUCCGAAUCUCCGGCAACGAGUUCAACUGGGGCGACGGCGAGAUCCACUGGGAGAAUUUCCUCAAGUACAAGCAAGUGUUUGGGGACAUCGAGUUGUCUGACAACGGCGUUAGGGUUGAUGCAAGUAACAACGCAAACAGCGGCCAGGUAAUGAAUAGCAACGAUAAAAGUAGUAAUAGCAAAACAAUUGGGGAUGAGAGUAUUUAUUCUGAUAUUUUCGGGUACGGUGAGGAGGAUAUUGAGGAAACCGAUGAGUAUGAUGAUGAAGGAGCCGAUAUAGGCGCAAGCGAGGAGGGGGGAAAGGGAGGGAAAGAGGGGAGUGAGGACGAAAAAAAUAAACUGGGGAUUAAAGGUAAGAAAUUGAGGAUGGUGGUCACCAAGGUUUUGGAACUGAGGGAAGCAAUUCUGAGAAGAGAGGAUAAGCGGAGGGAAAGGGAAUGGAACCAUGAGGUUGAAACCGAGCGAAAGGAGAGGGAGGUACGAGCCACAAAAAGAAUGGAAGAAGUGGCUCACAAGAGGGAAAUGGAACUCGACGAGUUGAGAAUAAAUCUGGCGAGGAAGGAGUUUGAGGGACGAGCUAGGUUGGAGAGAGAGCUCGAGAAGGAAAAGAGGCUGAGGAUGAGUUUUCAGGAGAAAUGGGAUGAAAGGGAAAUGGAGUGGAGAGAGAAAUUAUUUGAGGUGCAAAUGCAGCAUGAGAAGCAGAUGAUGCAAAUGCACGCAGAUGCAUGCCAAAGCCAGCUGCAGAUUCUUGGGGUUGUGUCUCGGCUAGUUUGCCAGAUUUUUGGGUCGGCCACUGAUGGAUUGGGGGGUGCGAUUGGGGCGUUGGCCCAGCCGGGCUUGCAGAAUUUGGAGCAUCCGGCUGGACUGGGUGAUGGCGGGAAGCCCGAUGCCACCUCGCCCUCGGAGUUUUUGUAG
Striga hermonthica is the source of this 1161-nucleotide messenger RNA. The record is from the annotation of a GenBank genome assembly. Lineage: Eukaryota; Viridiplantae; Streptophyta; Magnoliopsida; Lamiales; Orobanchaceae.